AUGAGAAUUGAGAACAAUACUGUUAGCUCUCAAGGUGCUUCGGGCAACGGGGCUACGUCGCCUUUUAGGUCGGUUGAGGUGAAUGGCAACCGCAGCACUUCAGUUCGCAAUGGAUCCUCAAAGCACGACGGCGAGUCAAAUUCUUCCUCAUUUACCAUGCUGGCCCCGCCUACACCGAAACCGAGCUAUUUUGGCCAUGACCGGGAGGAGAUAACCAGGAUUGCUAUUCAGUCGCUGGUAGAUUUGGGGUACCACCGGGCUGCGAGAGUAUUAGAAGAGGAGAGCGAGUACACAUUGGAGUCACAGGAGGUCUCGGACUUUCGUAAUGCUGUAUUAAAGGGGGAAUGGACAAAGGCGGAGGUCUUGCUCUUUGGAUUGGAAAUUGACAGCAAUCAUGACGUAAAUGCUUUGUUGUUUUACUUGAGGGAACAGAAGUUUCUUGAACUGCUGGAGGCUAGAGAUGUAUCAAAAGCUUUGCAAGUUCUCAGAACAGAACUUACGCCACUGAAUCAAAGUGUAGACAAGCUACACUCACUAUCAAGUUUGAUGAUGUGCAUAGACGCCGAAGAUCUCAAAACGCAAGCUGGGUGGGACGGGGCUGCAGGACUAUCCCGGCAACAUCUUCUCUCAGAGCUAUCCCGAUCAAUUUCGCCUUCUGUAAUGAUUCCUGAACAUCGUCUCGCCUCCCUACUACACCAAGUCAAACAAACCCAGAUUUCCAGAAAUCAAUUCCCACUAUCGACUAUACACAUCCUUAAAGAUCACGAUGAUGAGGUAUGGUUUGUGCAGUUCUCGAAUGAUGGGACAAAGCUGGCGACUGGAAGUAAAGAUAACACAGUAAUUAUUUGGGAUCUUGAGACUUUUGAAUACAUACAUAUAUUACGGGAACACACGAAUCAUGUGACUUGUGUUCAGUGGUCACCGGAUGAUACGCGCUUGUUGAGCUGCUCCACCGAUUCAAAAGCAAAGUUAUGGGAUACUAGAACUGGUGAAUGCAUCUGGACAUCAUCAGGCCACUCGGACUGGGUGAGCUGUUGUGCCUGGGCACCAGACGGGCAGACAUUCGUAACUGGUAGCGUAGACCGGGAAAUGAUAGUUUGGGACCUAGAGGGGAAAGAGGUGUACCGGUGGACGGGGUCUAGAGUAUAUGAUUUGGUAAUAACGCCUAACGGGCGACGGUUAGCCGCCAUCUGCACGCAAAAGAAGUUGCAUGUCUAUAACUUCGUAACAAGAGAGAAAGAGUACGAAAUUCAGAUGGUUUCGGAACUCACAUGCAUAUCUGUCAGCAAGGACUCGCGGUACAUUCUCAUGAACAUGGGGACUGGCUUGCAGGAGGUACAUUUGAUGGAUCUCGCGACAGCCGAAGUUGUACGGAAAUUCUCUGGGCAGAAGCAGAAGGAAUUCAUGAUACGAAGUUGUUUUGGAGGAGCAGACGAAAACUUCGUAGUUUCUGGCAGUGAAGACGCGAUGGUAUAUAUUUGGCACAAAGAGAACGGAACACUGGUUGAGACUCUACCUGGGCACUCGGGCAUCGUAAAUUGUGUUGCGUGGAACCCAGCAAACCCACAUAUGUUUGCAUCUGCAGGUGACGACCACAAAGUGCGAAUAUGGUCUAAAGCGCCCCAACACAAAGGCAAAAUGAAAGGUGUUGCCGAGGCCUUUGGUCAAUAG
This is a messenger RNA of Morchella importuna, 1671 nucleotides long. RefSeq lists its product as uncharacterized. Lineage: Eukaryota; Fungi; Ascomycota; Pezizomycetes; Pezizales; Morchellaceae. Gene Ontology annotation, cellular component: GID complex. Gene Ontology annotation, biological process: proteasome-mediated ubiquitin-dependent protein catabolic process. The record is from RefSeq and is a predicted model, not a curated record. Gene Ontology annotation, molecular function: protein binding. Bases 1 to 1671 code for a protein of 556 amino acids. The transcript has 9 exons.